CUUUGGGGGACGCCGUGGAGCAAAUGAGAGGGCCCGCAGCAGCGCGGGAUGCGGAAGGAGGGGGGAGGGACGGUAGGUCGGAGGACGAAGGGGGAGGAGGGUGGUGGGAGUGGGGGACGGGGGAAGGGCAAGGGGAAGGACAGGGGGAAGGGCAAGGGGAAGGGCAGGGGGAAGGGCAAGGGGAAGCAGAGGCGGAGGGGGAAGGGUGGGAUGCAACAUUUGCGACGUGGCAGUCAGAGGAGGGGGAAGGCGGGAAGGAGCUGUCAGGCGGGUGGUCGUCCGACGAGGAGAUGACCAAGAGGUUCCGACUGAGGAACGGGCGCGAGAUCCUAGAGGAGCGCGCCUUCCUGGUGGGUGUGGAGAUCAGCGCAUCGACAUCACGCGCCACCUCCUCCUCCCUUUCCUCCUCCCCUGCCGUGCCUCUCUUCCCCAUUGCCGAGUCACUAGCGGAGCUCGCCCAGCUGGUGGAGACGGCAGGGCUCAAGGUGGUGGGGUCCACGCACCAGAGAGUGGCAUCCCCCAACGCGCGCACGUACAUCGGGGCGGGCAAGGUGGAGGAGGUGAAAGCAGCGGUCACGGGCAUGGGCGUUGAGACAGUGGUGUUCGACGACGAGCUCAGCGCGGGCCAGCUGCGCAACUUGGAAAAGGAGUUCGGGGGCGACGUGCGGGUGUGCGACCGCACGGCGCUGAUCAUCGACAUCUUCAGCCAGCGCGCCAACACCAAGGAGGCCACGCUGCAGGUGCAGCUGGCCCAGCUGGAGUACCAGCUGCCGCGCCUGACGCGCAUGUGGACGCAUCUGGAGCGGCAGGCGGGCGGCAUGAUGGCUGCGCUGCGCCGCAGCCUCACAUCAGUUCGGGAGCACCGGCAGCAGCACCGCGACCGGCGCAGCGGCACGCCCAUCCCGGUGCUGUCACUGGUGGGGUACACCAACGCCGGCAAGAGCACGCUGCUCAACCGCCUCACGGGCGCCGCCGUGCUGGCGGAAGACAAGCUCUUUGCCACCCUUGACCCCACCACUCGCCGCACCCAGCUGCCCAACGGUAAGGAGUGUCUGCUGACGGACACCGUGGGCUUCAUUCAGAAGCUGCCAACGCAGCUGGUGGCAGCCUUUCGAGCCACUCUGGAGGAAAUCACCGAGGCAUCUGUGCUGCUGCAUGUGGUGGACAUCAG
Messenger RNA from Closterium sp. NIES-67, 1171 nucleotides. The record is from the annotation of a GenBank genome assembly. Lineage: Eukaryota; Viridiplantae; Streptophyta; Zygnematophyceae; Desmidiales; Closteriaceae.